AUGGAACUAGAUUAUAUCGAAGAUGCAUGUUAUGAAUCUAAAGAAAUUAAUUCAUUACGUUUAACAUUAAUUGAACGUGAUGCUAAAAUUAAACAAUUAUUAGAUGAUGAAAAAAAGCUUAUUCUUGAAAAUAAACAAUUGGAAAAUAUCAUUGAAUUACAUAGAAGCAUUUUACGUGAUUAUGUGUUCAAAUUGAAAGAAUCUACUAAUACCUCAAUUGCUGCACAAGAUGGAGAUAAGUUUGAACAAAAUCAAUAUGGACCAUUAGAAGAUUCGAUUGAUCCACAAAAUGAAUUUCUAGAAAAAUUAAAUACAUACACAGAACAAGCAAAACAAACACUUGCAACAGAAACAGCAAGAGUUACAUCUGAAUAUGCCAAACUUGAAACACUUAUUGAACGCUUAAAUAAUAAAUUAGAACAUCAAAUAAGAUGUUCACAAAAUUUAGAAAAUAUUUUGAAACAAUUUUCGCAAAAACGUGAGCAACAAACAGAUGAAAAUUUUUGUCAGUAUGAAUAUGCAUUAGGUGAAAAAACUCCAAUUGAUAAUCCUUUAACAAAUGAAAAUAAUUUAAUUGGUGAUCGAUUUAGCCAGUAUAAUGAGUUAUUAUCAGAUAUUGAUCGUUUAAAUGAUAAAAUAAGAAGACAUUAUUUCUUAAUUAAUCGUUUAAUAAAUGAAAAUCAUGAUCAAGAUUUACAAAUCAAAGAAUACAAACGUGAAAUAAAUCUAAAUAAUAAUUUAUUCUCCUGUCAAGCACCAUUAUCAGCAUCCACAAAUUCAUUUGUUAAUACAACAGAUUUAACUUUAAACCAAGAACCAUCUGCUGCUCUUUUACCACCAACAAAUGUCGAAGAAAAUUCAUCGAUACUUGAUCUAUCUACAAUUCCAUCAUCAACAACAAAGAAUCGAAAAUUUUUAGAUCGAUUGAAAUUUUUUUUUAAACUUUAA
Messenger RNA from Rotaria sordida, 948 nucleotides. Lineage: Eukaryota; Metazoa; Rotifera; Eurotatoria; Philodinida; Philodinidae. The record is from the annotation of a GenBank genome assembly.